Molecule: messenger RNA, 1874 nt
Organism: Apis laboriosa (Himalayan honeybee)
Lineage: Eukaryota; Metazoa; Arthropoda; Insecta; Hymenoptera; Apidae
Product: agrin
Exons: 9
Coding region: 275-1768 (497 amino acids)
Molecular function (GO): protein binding
Source: RefSeq, a predicted model, not a curated record
GACCUCGAAGGACGAUAGAGGUCGAAGAGGGCACUUCCUCCUCUCCUUCCUCACGGCGCCACCACCUCGUCUUCUCUCCCAUCUUUCCGCGCCUUCGGCAUUAAUCCUUCCUCUUAACCACGGUGGCAAGAGCACUGCAACGUCGUCUGCCCGCAAUAAGAUAAUCGUCCGCAGCCAUCCGCCCGCUACGCUUCGAGAAAAUUGACUUAUAACGACUCCGUUGAUACACGAUCGUGGUAAAAGGUCCGAACAAGGAUCGUCCACACCACGAAGGAUGCAACGUCACAUCUCGUUCCUCGUUGGGAUCAUCUUGCUGUGUUGCCUUCAAGAUUUAGCGAUAGGCGCUUGCCCACGAAUAUGUCCGCCAAGCGGAGAGCCAGUAUGCGGUAGCGACGGAGUGAUCUACGCGUCUCAGUGUGAAAUGCGGAAGAAGAUGUGUGGAAAAGGCGUGACUAUUGCCACGGAGAAGACCGCUUGUCUAAGAUCGUCUGGAAGUAAGUGCGAGCAUCGAUGCCCUGGCGAUCAGGAUCCCGUAUGUGGAACCGACGGCCGUACCUAUUUGAACAAGUGUAUGCUCAGAGUGGAGAUCUGCAGAGUCGGUAUCGAAUUGUCGCAUCUGGGCCCUUGCAACAACAUCUCGGCGCACAGGGAAAACUGUCCUGUCUCAUGCGAUUUUGCACCGCUCGACGGGCCCAUCUGCGGAAGCGACGGCAACGUUUACAAAUCCACGUGUCAAAUGAAGUUACUCACCUGCGGACAAGGCGUCGUGCGUACGAACAAGAAGCAUUGUCAGACCACGAGGCAUUGUCGUGAAUCGUGUUGGCGCGGUGCCAAGCCAGCCUGCGGUAGCGAUGGAAUCCUUUAUUCGAAUACCUGUAAAAUGCGAGCAAAGAAUUGCGGCAAACACGUGUUCGAGGUGCCGAUGUCAUAUUGCGUGUCGCUCGAGCGGACAUCUGGUGGCCAAACCAACGCUUGUCCCUUGGAUUGCAAAAACGAGCCAGAAGUGCCAACCUGUGGAUCAGACGGGAGUAUAUAUAGGAACGAAUGUGAGAUGCAAAUGCUUAAUUGCGGGCAAGCAAGAAGAAAAGUGACAGUAGUAGAUUUUGAAAAAUGUAAAAACCGUUUGACUAAGUGCACGAAACAGCAGCAAAGAUGCGGAAACGAUGUGGAUCCAGUUUGCGGAAGCGACGCGAACACGUAUCCGAAUCAAUGUCAUUUAAACGUGGCAGUAUGCUUGAAGGGCAUUCAAUUGGCUCACGUUGGAGAAUGUACGACCUUGAAGGAAACCGAACAGUGCCCCGAAGAUUGCAGCGAGGUACCCGAGGAACCAGUUUGUGGAAGCGAUGGCAACGUUUAUCGAUCUCUUUGCCAUCUACGACGGGAGACAUGUGGUCAGAGGGUGGUUCAAGUGCCAGCACAACAUUGUCGUACUACCGCGCUUUGCAAUCAGAUCUGUAGCGGAGAACGUCAAUUUGUUUGUGGUUCCGACAACAAACUUUAUCGUAAUGAAUGUGAGAUGAAAAGGGACAAUUGUGGGAAACACGUGUAUGUAGUGCCUAUGAAGAGAUGCGUACAAGGCUUCUUAUUCCGUGGUUGUCAAAAAAUUUGCCCACCCUAUUAUGACCCUGUUUGCGGUACCGAUGGUAUGACCUACAGCAAUGAAUGUUUUCUGGAAAUCGAAAACUGUCGCAGUCGAAGUAUAGUCACGAAGAAGUAUCAUGGCGUGUGCGGUCAACCAACUGAAGAACCUAAGAAUUAUUUAUAUUAGUUUCGUGAAAUUCGAUCUAUUUACAUUUUUGUUGUCUCCUUUUCUAUCUCUUUUUCUCUCUAAAAAAAUAUUUUCUUAAAAAUGAUCGAUAUUAUUUUAUAUAAUC